Messenger RNA from Auxenochlorella protothecoides, 690 nucleotides. RefSeq names its product MAK16-like protein A. Gene Ontology annotation, biological process: maturation of 5.8S rRNA; maturation of LSU-rRNA. The transcript has 4 exons. Gene Ontology annotation, cellular component: preribosome, large subunit precursor; nucleolus. The coding region runs from base 1 to 690 and encodes 229 amino acids. Lineage: Eukaryota; Viridiplantae; Chlorophyta; Trebouxiophyceae; Chlorellales; Chlorellaceae. The record is from RefSeq and is a predicted model, not a curated record.
AUGCAGCAUGACGAGGUCAUCUGGCAGGUCAUCAACCAUGGCCACUGUAGUUUCCGGGCAAAGACCCAGACCCAGAAUUUCUGUAGGAACGAGUACAACGUGACUGGCCUCUGCAACCGCAGCUCCUGCCCCCUGGCAAACAGCCGGUAUGCCACUAUCCGGGAGGACAACGGGCGAUGCUACCUGUACAUGAAGACCAUCGAGCGCGCACACUCUCCCAAGAACCUCUGGCAGCGCAUCCGACUGAAGAAGAACUACAGCCUGGCACUUGCACAAUUGGACGAGCACCUCGCCUACUUCCCAAAGUUCCUGGUGCACAAGAACAAGCAGCGGCUGACCAAGAUCACGCAGUACCUCAUCCGCAUGCGGAAGCUGACGCUGAAGGCCAGGCCGAAGCUCAUCACACUGCCGGCGCGGAAGGAGAAGCAGCUGAAGCGCAAGGAGGCCAAGGCGGAAACCGCAGCGCAGCUGGACAAGUCCAUCGAGAAGGAGCUGCUGGCGCGCCUGCAAGCCGGGACCUACGGCGACAUCUACAACUUUCCCUCCAAGCAGUACAACAAGGCGGCUCCCCUGGCGCUUGCCGCCCCGGCCGCAGAUGGCGGUGCGCAGAAGAGGAGGAAGGGGCGGCGCGGGGUGGAGAUUGAGUACGAGGAGGAGCGGGAGACGGGGCUGCAGGGGCGGAGAUCAUGA